Messenger RNA from Malassezia restricta, 1404 nucleotides. RefSeq names its product cryptococcal mannosyltransferase 1. Bases 1 to 1404 code for a protein of 467 amino acids. The transcript has a single exon. The record is from RefSeq and is a predicted model, not a curated record. Lineage: Eukaryota; Fungi; Basidiomycota; Malasseziomycetes; Malasseziales; Malasseziaceae.
AUGGCGUCGCCCGCGGAUGGCGUCGAGCUGGACAUGCUCGAUCACGGCGAGUGGGGCGUGCCGUCCCCUGCGCCGCGUGGGCGUGCGCCAUGGUGGCGGCCAGCGUGGCUACGCGAUGCGCGCGGGCGGAUUGGGGUCGUCUCGGUGGUGCUUUUCCUCGGCCUGAGCUGGUACUUUUCCAUGCCGAGUACGCUGUACGCGUACGCCGUGGUGGUGUGCUUCACGUGCCCGAUGCUGUUGUGCCACCUGCUGUAUCGUCGCGCAUGGGCUACGACCUCGCUCGUCCGCCGCACGGUGCUCGUUGUGGUCACAGCCUGGGUGGCGCUCAGCGCGCUGCGUGGCUGGGCGCCGGCGCAUCUGCCCGUGCCGCCGGCGUGGCGUGCGUCGAAUGACACGUACUUUAUUGCGUCGAUUCUGUACAACGCCGAGCGCAUUUUGCCGCAGUACACGGACUCGCUGGUGUCGUUCGCCCGCGACGUGGGCGUGGAGCGUGUCUACGUGUCGGUGCUGGAGAACGACUCGCAGGACAGGACGCCGGCGAUGCUCGAGGCGCUGCGCCGCACGUUGGAGCGCGCUGGCGUGCGCCACACGAUCGUCUCGGCGCCGCUGCCUGCGUCGAUCCGCUCGUUCGAGCGCAUUCAGCGGCUCUCGACGCUCCGGAAUAUGGCGAUGCGGCCGCUGUACGACGACGUCCGCAUGCCCAUAUCGAAGGUCGUAUGGAUCAAUGACGUGCUGUUUACGCCGCACAUGCUGCACCACCUCGUGCACACGCUCGACGGCACGUACGACCAGGCGUGCGCGCUCGACUACUUCUGGCUCGGCUUCUACGACACGUGGGUGCUGCGGGAUCAGUACGGCGAGACGGUGCGUCCGCUGUGGCCGUACUUCCGACGCAAGGACGAGCGGCGCGCCGUCGACGCCCAGCAGCCGAUCCCCGUCAACGCGUGCUGGAACGGCGUCACGGUGUUUGACGCGCGCUGGUUCACCAACGCCACGCCGCCCGUCCUCCGCCGCGAGCCGGCCGUGGCCGACUUGCCGCCGCCGCCGAUCGAGCGCGCAGACGGCCUCGACUACCCGGCCAAGCUCCCACUGCAGUUCCGCACAUGCGCCCCCUGCAACGCGUCCGAGUCCAUCCUCACGAGCGUCGACAUGCACCGCCUCGCGAGCCCGCACCGACCCCGCAUCUUUGUGAAUCCCGCCGUCAAAGUCGCGUACGACUACCCGAGCUACUACUUGUACAACCACAUGCUCACCUGGUACGUCAUGCAGCCGUGGCGCUACGUGUGGGAGACAUGGAUCGAGCGCCGCCUCUUUAGCUGGAUCGCGAACCUCGGCAACCGCUGGGAUCCGUGUGCGCCGCUGCUGCAGCGCCAGUGGGCCACGGACGCCGCCUCGUGGACGUAA